AUGGAUCGCUUUGUCCCCCAUGGUUUGCCCACGACGUCAGUCCCUGCUCGCCGGAUCAACCCUCAACGGUUUAUUCCAAAACAGACAGAGACACCCUGUUCCCUGGCGGAUGGCGCUCUUCCCCAAACUUCACGUUCCCACAACCCCUGCUCAACCGUCGAUAACUGGACGAGGUCCAGCUCUAGUAGCCCUGAAGCAAUGAUGUCCUGUCAGCAGCAUCCAUGGUCCAUGGAGGCAAAUACCUCGGAAUACAUUCUCAGUCCAUCUCAUUCCCCGAAGGACACUCUGGCAGACGUAUUGUCCGGUCAAUACGUGCACGACAGCGAGUACUCUGACUGGUCAUCCUCGCUCAUGAACCCCAACCCGACACACGCACCAUCAUCACACGCUAGACGGCAACCGUCUCCCGAGUGGCGGCAGGAACUUCAUGCCACGGGGCUGGUGGGGGUUGACCGUGACUCUUACGGUGCAUCGUUCCGGUCUCAUCAACAACGGUCUGGGAUGGCGGCGACGGCCUACCCGUCUGUGCCACCAUCACCUCUCUUGUCCUCUUCAGGGUACCCUCCAUCGCAGUAUGGCCGGCCGGAUCUCUCCCCGCUCAAGCCACUGGUGGAACAUGAUGAUUCACGGACUAGCCCUGACGACACGGAAGAAGACGGGAGCGCCGAUCCUCCAUACUCCCUGCUCAUCUAUCAGGCUCUCUGGUCUGCGGCGGGGAGGAAAUUGACUCUCCAGGAUAUCUACAGCUGGUUCGAGAAGAACACUACGAAGGGGAAAGAUCGAACUUCAAAAGGUUGGCAGAAUAGUAUUCGUCAUAAUCUGUCGAUGAACGCAGGGUUUGAGGCCGUCCGAGAGGAGCCAACACCCGGCAAGAAGGCUGUGAAUUACUGGCGCCUGACAGAGGAAGCAUUUGCCAAUGGCAUUCAAUCCACGACGCGAUACAGAAAACAGGCGAAUUACAAGAAGGCCCUGGGGUCAGACCCACCGGCUCCCCAGCGGCAGCGUUCUGGAGCUAAGGGGGGCAAGGCAACCAAGAUCACGGCCAAAUUUCGCGGACAACUGAGCCAGGAUGAAUCACGACGCGAACGAUACCGGCCGCGAUUGGCAUCGUCAUCAACGUCGUCCUCCUCGCCACGGGGCCACGAUCUGAAGGAUCUCUAUGGUCAAUACCACCUCCCGUCCGCCAUGCCCAUGGUGGUACCGUACCAUGUGGCUGCCUGUCCGACAGCACCAAUGAACCGCUCAACAGCCUCGUCGGGUGGGCAUCAUUUCGACCUGGGAAGCGUUGUUGGGUGUGCUGACACCCCUCCAUGUGCCCCUGUGUUCUGUGACAUGGCGGGGCCGAGCGGCGCCGAUUGCCUAGCGUUAGAUCCAGGAUACAUGGGGUGGUGUGGCAGCAACCUCCCCCAUCGAUUUUCCCACGCGCAUCAUGGCAUGUUGACAGGCUCGGAACCAAGCUCGACAGAUCUCCCAUUGGGGGUAUAA
This is a messenger RNA of Aspergillus candidus, 1485 nucleotides long. Its product is annotated as forkhead box transcription factor. NCBI's taxonomy places the organism in Eukaryota, Fungi, Ascomycota, Eurotiomycetes, Eurotiales, Aspergillaceae. The record is from RefSeq and is a predicted model, not a curated record. Gene Ontology annotation, biological process: regulation of transcription by RNA polymerase II. The coding region runs from base 1 to 1485 and encodes 494 amino acids. Gene Ontology annotation, molecular function: DNA-binding transcription factor activity, RNA polymerase II-specific; RNA polymerase II cis-regulatory region sequence-specific DNA binding. The transcript has 2 exons.